Molecule: messenger RNA, 1074 nt
Organism: Drosophila kikkawai
Lineage: Eukaryota; Metazoa; Arthropoda; Insecta; Diptera; Drosophilidae
Product: interleukin enhancer-binding factor 3
Source: RefSeq, a predicted model, not a curated record
UUGCCCAGUUGCCGCACAGUGAAGAAGACCGCGGAGCAUACGAAUCCGAAGCCGAGCUCGAAACAAAACAAAUAUACCUAAACUGGUCGGGAAUCGAUUCAUAAACAAAUCAAAACCUCAAAACAAUACAGCAAGCGAAUUUUGCGUGCGCCGAUGCGAGUGAAAUAAAAUGUGGAAGUUUCUGCUGAUUUGUGUGGUGAUGAGUGUUUUGAAUGGAGAGUCAUCUGGCGCCAAUAAUAGGCAGCGUUCCCGUCCACGUCGCGCCUAUGCCGGAGGCUACGCAGGAGGAUAUGCCAGCAGCGGCGGAGGAACUGGUGGUUAUACGGGCACCUACAACAGCGGCGGUGGCGGUGGCUACUACGACUAUGAUGACUAUGAUGGCAACUCACCCAACUUUGGCAUCAUCGAUCCGUACCUCUUCCAUCAGCAGCUGACCAACCAUAUUCUGGCCCAGAAUUACGCCAACCAACAAGCUGUAACGGGUCUGGCCACGGCUGGCAAUGCUUUUGCAUCGGCAGAUGCUUCUCUAGUCGACGACAACGACAUUCGCAUCCAGCAGCAGAUUGCCGCCCAGCAGGCCUAUCAUGAUAAUCUAGUGCGCCAGAAUCGGUAUCGCGGAGGCUCAGGUGGAUCAUCCUACAACUCCCAUCGCUAUGCUCCCAGCUAUGCCGUUGCUUCCGGAUCCAUCGGACCCAAUGGACACCGCCAGACGGCCUAUAUUAACCCAGCCAAUCCGGCCUCUCCCAAUAUUGUAAACCGCUUUGGCGGCGGCAGCAGCGGUGGCGGCGGCUCCUCGUACUCCAGCUCCAGUAGCUCUGGAGGCGGCAGCGGAGGUGGCGGCGGCUACAAGGGCGUCUCGGUCUCAUCCUACAGCCACAGCAACGGGGACGGAACCAGCCGACGUGGCGCCCAGACCACGGUCAACGACAACGGAAAGGUUACCUCGUAUUCGGUGCACUCCUAGGUGAAUCGCUGGAUACACUGAUACUUUUAUUUCGGAAUGGCAAAAGGCUGACCGAGCCCAUUUAAUUUUGUAUAAAAUAAAUAUAUAAACAUAUGUGUAUUUUAUUAUAA